Molecule: messenger RNA, 4386 nt
Organism: Alligator mississippiensis (American alligator)
Lineage: Eukaryota; Metazoa; Chordata; Crocodylia; Alligatoridae
Gene: RGMA
Product: repulsive guidance molecule BMP co-receptor a
Exons: 4
Coding region: 290-1642 (450 amino acids)
Biological process (GO): BMP signaling pathway
Cellular component (GO): plasma membrane
Molecular function (GO): coreceptor activity
Source: RefSeq, a predicted model, not a curated record
GAGGGGGCUUGCCCGCCUGUCCCUGCCCCUCUCUCGCAGACGGAGCGAUCUGCGGGGGAUUCACUCGCUUUCACACCCUGCCCUGGCUCCACCAGUCUCUCGCAGACAUGCAGCUGGAGAGGAGGCGGCGGCUCUCGCUGUCCCGCUGCUGAGCCCUGCGCCCCGGGGGCUGCUUGGGGCGGGGAGGGGGUGCCCCUGUGCGGACAAGCCCUACCAUCUCCCCCCGCCCGGGGCUGGGAGCAUCCAGCUGCCCCUCCCUGCCCUUACCCCCCGCGGGCUGGACAGGCUCAUGCAGCCCUUCAGGGAGAGGCUAGUGGUUAAACCUGGAGCUGGAUGGAUGGGUAUGGGGAGAGGGGCAGGAGCCACAGCCCUGGGAUUCUUCCACAUCCUCCCUGUCUUUCUCUGCAUCUUCCCUUCAGCAACGUCUCCGUGCAAGAUCCUGAAGUGUAACUCUGAGUUUUGGGCCGCCACAUCUGGCUCUCACCACCUGGGCACCGAGGAGGCGCCCGAGUUCUGCACGGCUCUCCGGGCAUACGCCCACUGCACCCGCCGCACCGCUCGCACCUGCAGGGGGGACCUGGCCUACCAUUCUGCCGUUCAUGGCAUAGACGACCUCAUGGUCCAGCACAACUGCUCCAAGGAUGGCCCCACCUCACAGCCCCGUCUCCGGACGCUGCCUCCGGGAGACAGCCAGGAGCGCUCCGACAGCCCGGAGAUCUGCCACUACGAGAAGAGCUUUCACAAGCACUCAGCGCCCCCAAACUACACCCACUGUGGGCUCUUCGGGGACCCCCACAUCAGGACUUUCACAGACAGCUUCCAGACCUGCAAAGUGCAGGGGGCUUGGCCACUCAUAGACAAUAAUUACCUGAAUGUCCAAGUCACCAACACACCUGUGCUCCCCGGCUCCACAGCCACUGCAACGAGCAAGCUCACCAUCAUCUUCAAGAGCUUCCAGGAAUGUGUGGACCAAAAAGUGUACCAGGCAGAGAUGGAUGAGCUCCCUGCUGCCUUCGCGGAUGGCUCCAAGAACGGCGGUGACAAGCACGGUGCCAACAGCCUGAAGAUCACAGAGAAAGUAUCCGGCCAGCAUAUUGAGAUCCAAGCCAAGUACAUCGGCACCACUAUUGUGGUGAGGCAGGUGGGCCGCUACCUCACCUUUGCUGUGCGCAUGCCCGAGGAGGUCGUGAACGCCGUGGAGGACAGAGACAAUCAGGGUCUUUACCUCUGCCUGCGGGGCUGCCCGCUCAACCAGCAGAUCGAUUUCCAGACCUUCCGCUCUUCUCAGUCCACGGAGGGUCGGGCUCGGAGGAAAGGGCCCAGCCUCCCCGCCACCCCCGAGGCUUUUACAUAUGAAACGGCCACAGCCAAGUGCAGGGAGAAGCUCCCUGUGGAAGACCUGUACUUUCAGUCCUGCGUCUUUGACCUCCUGACCACGGGAGAUGUCAACUUCAUGCUGGCUGCUUAUUAUGCCUUUGAGGAUGUGAAGAUGCUUCAUUCCAACAAGGACAAGCUGCAUCUCUAUGAAAGGACACAGGACCUGGGUGCGGGCAACCUGGCCCCCUCAGGGCAUCCCCAGGCCCUCCUCGCCCUCUUGAUGGCACUGGUGUGUUUGAGUCAGUGCUGGUCAGUGUUCCUAUAGGUGUUUGCCCUGUCUCACCUUGGAGGGCAGGGACAGGGGCAGCAGGAGGGGAUGAUGGAUGAGAUGGUUGUGCUGGACAAGGAGAGGUUGAACAGCAGGUCCAGCCGGGAAGUACAAGAUCAUUCCCGCAUCUCAGCCCCUCCUUUCAGACCUCCCUGGGACUUCGCCAGGGAGCACGCCUGCCCCAGAGACCGGUCGUCAGCUUGUGCGGGGCCUUGCCCCCACUUCACCCUCUCCUCCCGCUGUGAGUGAGGAGGCUGGGAUGGCCCCAUCUCCUCCUAGCUCCCUCGUGGUCCUGCAAACGGUUGUGGUGACUGUGCUGUUGGCGUUCGUGCAAGUGGCUUUGUGUUAGGGGUGUCAGCUGCUGCUGGGACGAGGGGACAGUGCUCCGGCAACAGGGGCUGGUUAGAUGGGCACACACUAGGAAACCCUCCCAGGACACAGACAGCCAGGACCAGGUUUUCAGCCAGCUCCAUGCUGCUCUCUGUGGCCACACGAGCUCUGCUCCCACAUGCUCCUGCUAAGGGGCGUGAGUUUGGGAGCGCGCGCCUACAGACGGCCCCCAGUCCUGCUGGCACAUCCGAGUGCAGAAUAUCACACCUAGGGCCGACAACAGUGCCCUUCAUGGCAGAGCACCCCCAACUGUACUGCUUCUGUCCUUCAUGAAAGGCCUACCCCUCCCCAGCACCUUGCUCAGUGCAGUGCGAUGUGCUCGUUCAUCCUUCGCUACCCAGCAUCGUGUCCGAGGUAGCAGUGGGAUUUGCCCUAGUUCCAAGGACUUCUCCCAUUUCAGGCCAGUUAACCCUGCGAUUCUCUUAGUAGCCACAGGGUUUAAUCCCAGGGUCUUUUCCUGCCCUCAGCACCCUCCACCCAAACCCGGAGAACUCCAGGUGCUAAAGGAGAAACUUGGCCAGUAUUUCAGUGGCUUCUGACCCUUGCCCGUAACCUCAUCCCAGCAUGUCGAGGGCUCAGUGUGCCAUCACCCCUGGAUUCGACCAGCUCCCAGGCUGCUCCAAAUUGGUAACCCAGGGGAAGCAAUUACAUGGGCUGGGUGUUUUGUGGGGAGGCCCCCAGGAAGUCCCUGAUUUGUAUGGUGGGGUGAGAGGUUACGUUCCUCCUCCUGCCCUGUGCUGACAGGCCAAUGCACCUGGGGCUCACCCCUCUUCCACCUCCCAGCGGGGAGGCUCUGAAUCAACGGGGCUGAGGCAGAACCCUAACAUGGCAGUGCCCAGGGACCAGGCAGGGAGUUUUGCUUGACAUUUGUUUGCUGCUAGGUCCUUGCUCCUCUCCUAGUUCCUGGGCCUUGGCUCGUGACUCCACUUCAGCCCGGUGGCACCUUGAUUGUGAAGGAGGUGCUGCUGGAGCAAUCCAGGCAAGGGACAGAGCGCUCCAGAGAAAUCUCAGCUGCCCAGAUCAUCUUCUUCCUGGCUCUGAGGCAUCGGUUAUCUGCUACCCACAGAAUGUGGCUCCCCUUCCUCUUCCCCGUGUCCUUUCCUGGUCCACCUCAUCGCCUGCUGAACAAACAAGACCAUCUUUACCUCCGUCUGCGUUUUGGAGACCUCCAUGGGCAUUCCCUAUUCAGCUCCCCCAUGGGAAGUCCCUGAUGACCACCCUGGAAGCAUGUGAAGCUUGCAGGGGCAGCCAGUGAUGGAGGGAUGGUCUCUUAGUGGCACCAGAUGAGCCAGCGCCAAGAGGAGGUGGCAUGUGCUCCACCGUGCAGCCUGAACUGGUGCCGUGAUGGCAGCCUGAUGUAAAUACUCAAGUGACUGUUCAUUGUGUCCUAACAGCUCUAGAACUACAUUUGUAAAGCAGCAGAGAAAGUGUGUCAUUGGAUGUAAUUUAUAUUGUCUCCUUAAUAUAUAGAGCCCUGGCGUUGAUCUCGUGUGACUCUGCAGAUGAAGAGGUGUCAUUGGUUUUUAAAUGUUUAAAAAAAAAAAAAAAAGAAAUGAAAAGAUGUGUUUACUACUUUGCUCCUUGCUUUGUUCGCUGGUGGCCCCUGUUUCUGUCUAGGGAGAUUCUACAAUAGGGAUAUCCCACCAGUGGGGAACUGGAGAGGCCAGUCGCCAGCCCGUGCCCCUGCAGAACUGGUGGCAGCUUGAAAGGGAAAAAAAAUCAGCUAGCUCAUGCUAGAGUUAGUCAUUUUUGUUCCUCUAACUCCCCGCUGCUUCACAUAGAAAUUGGAGAGGUGAAUAUUUACAGCCACGAUCAAGCCGUGGGGUACCUGCCACACACCUGUGUACCCCACCAGAAGCACCAAGUAUUUAGGGCUGGUCUCGCUACAACAAGUAGUGCCCUAAAUACAUACCCCAUUUCUAUUAGCCACUCAGAAUCAGACAAAAUAGCCACAUGAUUCCAGAAAAUAGUGCUGCUUGCUGUACCGUCACCAUAAACGUCCCUUGCCAUGGUUGAGCACUGUAGUCCGGAGGAAGAAAGUCUUUCAGGACAUUAACUGACUCUGUAUUGCCCAGUUCCUCCCAGUCAAGUCAGUGGUUGGGCUAUCCCUAUUUUAGAAGCAAACAGUUAAGCACUUUAUUUUGGUUUUGUUUGACCCAGUUCUGGUUAAAGGUGAAGUAUGGCCAAGGAAGACGUGAUGGUUGGGAGAUGGGGGGUAGAGAAAGAACCUCCCAACUUCUCUUUGUGUUUUGGACCUGUGUGGGAUGUUACCGCAUGUACAUACUGUAAAUUAUUUAUUGACAAAAAUGCAAGUAAAGGGGUUUUGUUUUGGUUUUUUUUUUGGACAACAA